Molecule: messenger RNA, 1856 nt
Organism: Sinocyclocheilus rhinocerous
Lineage: Eukaryota; Metazoa; Chordata; Actinopteri; Cypriniformes; Cyprinidae
Exons: 6
Coding region: 979-1677 (232 amino acids)
Source: RefSeq, a predicted model, not a curated record
UCCUUCGGAACCCGUACGUCAUCUGCGCCACCCCCCACCACGGGGGCUUAUUAUUCCACGAGCGACUGACACCGAAACUACAAUGUCAAACAUUUUCGGGGCACCGAGCGCUCCCGUGUUCGGGAAGGACCCGUCCUGAUUUCUUAGCAUACGCGCAAAACCUACGGGCAAUCAAAUGAUAUUUCUGGAAGCUGAAGAUUGAGAUGAUGUAUCAUCUUUCAGACAAGGUAAGUCAGGGGUGUCCGCUUUAAGAAGUUCGCACACGGUUUUGUUGCGCUGAUAACGAACGAUCUGUGCCAUUUGCGCGUGCUUAUUCCACACGCAACUCUUAGUUUUGCUGUUUGUUUCGCGUGUUUACAAUGCCUUUAAAUGACUGACAGCACCCUUAUGUUUCAGCUAAUCGGACGUGUUGCGAAAUUGAAAUAAAGUGUUCGCGAAAGACGAAAAAAAUACGUGCGAAAUAUCUGCGCGCUUCGAAGGAAUAAAAUACGUGCGCCUUUAUUACGCAAUGAGCGCGCGGGGCCAGAUGCGCGUGGGAUUGAGCUGAAAUCAUCAACGCUUGCUUUUCCUUGUAAAAGAUGCUUAGAAUAGAAAUAGAACUGUAGAUUGCGCCGAGUACAAACGCGCAUUUCUAAACCAGGGUUUCGGUUUCAGACAGCUGCACAAUUCUCCAAAGUGAUGGUGCAACCACUUCAAAACACUUGUCACGCUCAUCACUGUCAGUGCAGUGCUUCACAAUUGGAUUUGCAUUAGAACCAAUAUAUCCACUGGACAUACAAAUCCAAACGUUUAUAAAUCCAUUAUAAUGCGUUUAGAUGCAUUCUUGUUAUUUGCGUUCAGCAUGAUGUCCCUCUGCUGGAGAGCACACUGGCGCUCUGUAUGUGCUGUAAGUUCGAGUGGAAGCGGUUCUGUUGGUGCAGCGUUUCUUUAUUUAUCCCUCACCUCGUGUAGGUGGAAGUGUGAGUGAGUCAGAGAGAGAUGGAGGUGAUUAGAAGAAAAGACUCCGACUCAAACGGCCUGCUCUCAGACAACUCGGAGAAUGGCUGUGAGGACUUGGGGGCUUGUGGGCAGACGACUGGAGUGUGUUUGUGUGAAAAUAUCCCCUUUACCACCUUCUGUGAUCAGCACCCACAGGAGGACUCCAGUGUGAAGUGUGUCCAGUGCGGUAAGAACAGACCCAUGAUCACCAGAUACUCAGAGGGUUACGGCACAGAGGAGGAGUGUGUGCAGCCUCAUCUUCAGGGAGACAGCGACGCAGACGCAGACAUCGAGGACACGGACAGCAGGCUCCAGAUUGUGGGUUCCCUCCAGCGAAUCAGCUCCCGGAAGAGAAAGCGUCAGCGAAUCACACGGCAGGACACAACGGAGAGCGAAGACGAUGGUGGGCGGAGCCACAGGACGCACCGCUGGAGUCUACGACUCAGUCCUCAUCGCGCGCAUAACAGGACCAUACUGGAGGAGAGCAUUUCUCAGGUGCGGCCGCUGGUAAUCUGCCGCUGUGCAGCGCGGGAGACUCAAACCAUCACAGACGACAAACCCGACAGUGGAAAAUGGACCCUGACAGUGUUUCCCGUCCCUCUUUCUUGCCCUGUGUCCUGUUAUCUGCUCAUCGUCCCUCUCUCCGUAUCCAUUAUCAUCGUUCUUGUGUCAUUCCUCCUACCGCUCACAGAUACUUGACAUUGCCUUAAAACAUCUCUGAAUAACCCUCUUCAUCAUAUGAAUCAAUUAAUUUAUUUUUUAGUUGUGUCUACAUGUACAGUAUAUUAGACCCUUUUAUACAGUGUGAUCUACAGAAGCUUGAAAAAUGCUUUGGUAAAUAAUUAUGAGAUACAAAGUCAUAAUUGUGACACACCAAG